Molecule: messenger RNA, 2198 nt
Organism: Fragaria vesca subsp. vesca
Lineage: Eukaryota; Viridiplantae; Streptophyta; Magnoliopsida; Rosales; Rosaceae
Product: probable L-type lectin-domain containing receptor kinase S.7-like
Exons: 1
Coding region: 59-2071 (670 amino acids)
Biological process (GO): protein phosphorylation; translation
Cellular component (GO): ribosome; plasma membrane
Molecular function (GO): carbohydrate binding; structural constituent of ribosome; rRNA binding
Source: RefSeq, a predicted model, not a curated record
CCGGCUCUUCCUCUCUUAUAUAGCUUCCCAUUCACUUCUGCAAUCAAAUCCAAACUCAAUGAGUUGCUUCAACUACAGCUUCAUCUGGUUGCUCUUUUUAUCUUCUGCUCUAGUAGCUUCAGCUAGUGACAAGAAGCACAACAAAGGACCUGUUGUUACUGUGACCAAGCAGCUGACCUUCCCAGAUUUCAACCUCUCCUACAACACCAGAAUCUUGGACGAUAUAAAGCUCUUAGGCAGUGCCAAGCUUGCAUCAAACACCAGUGCCAUACAAAUCCCCGACGAGUCUCAUGUCGAUGAUCUAAGACAUCAAGCUGGACGAGCUAUAUACUCUUCUUCAAUCCGCCUCCUCGACCCUCACACCGAAACCCCUGCUUCUUUCGAAACAACCUUCUCCUUUCAAUUCCACAAUGCCUCCUCAUCUUCUGCCGAACGUAUCGAAAUGACUCAAAGCGGUGCCUACGGUGUUGGUGGCAGUGGACUAGCCUUUGUCAUUGUCCCGGAUGAGUUCACAGUUGGCAGACCUGGUGCUUGGCUUGCCAUGCUCAACGAUGCUUGCGAAGAUGACUACAAGGUCAUAGCAAUCGAGUUCGACACACGUUUGAAUCCAGAGUUUGGAGACCCUAAUGAUAACCAUGUAGGCAUCAACUUGGGGACUAUUAUCUCAACCGAAACCAUCAACGCUUCUGACGUUGGUGUCUUUCUCAACGACGGUUUAGUCCACCGAGCUUGGAUCAGCUACAAUGGCUCACGCCGUUGGAUGGAGAUUCGUUUGGGAUCAGACGACGGAAGUUACCCUUCUAAGCCUGUCUUCUCUGGCUCUAUUGACCUCUCACCGUUUCUGAAUGAGUACAUGUUCGUUGGUUUUUCAGCUUCCACAGGCAAUCACACUCAAAUCCACAGCGUGCUUUCAUGGAACUUCACUUCUGUUAGUCAGGCUUUUCUUCGGGUGCCUUCAAUGGAGACAUGUGAGAGCAAGAUUGUUGUCAAUGAAAACACUCAUGCUGAGCCUCGCGGCACGUUCUUGAUCUUUAUAGCUGUGUUGGUACUAGCUAUAGCUAUAAUGCUUAGUCUGUACUAUAACAGCAGGCGUAGAAAUGCAAAUUCGGAUAGUGGUAGUAUUGUGUUGCCGGAGAAGAAGCAGAGACCAAGGCCUCCACACAAGCCUAGAAGCUUUACAUUCUCGGAGAUUUCAUCGGCUACUAGGUCUUUUGGGGAGUUGGAGAUUCUUGGAGGUGGAUCAAGAGGUGCGUGCUACCGAGGGAAGCUUUCGAAUGGUUGUCAAGUGGCUGUGAAGAGAUUUUCGCUUGAGUUUCUGAACUCGGAAGGGUCGGAUAGGAGGAGAUUGUUGAAGGAAAUCCAGCGGAUUAGUAAGGUUAGACACCCGAAUUUGGUUUCCAUUAGAGGAUGGUGUCAUGAGGACAAAAAUGAGAUGAUGGUUGUGUAUGAGUUUUUCUCUAAUGGAAGCCUUGAUAAGUGGCUGUUUGGUGUUGGUGUUCUUCCAUGGACUCGGCGGUUCAAGGUUGUGAGAGAUGUGGCUGAAGCAUUGAGUUACUUGCACUCCAAUCAAUUGGCGCAUAAGAACUUGAAGACCAGCAAUGUCUUUCUUGAUGUUAGUUUCCGGGCAGUGCUAGGAGACUUUGGGUUUGUGCUAUGUGGAUCAGAGUCGAGAAAGUUUGAAUCGACGGUGAGCCAAAGCGCGGAUGUGUUUGAAUUCGGCCUCUUUGUGUUGGAAGUUGUGGGAGGAAGGAAGAGGUUGGAGGCAGAAUUGGAAGAGAGGGACUUGCUGGACUUCACAUGGAGGAUGCAUGAAGUUGGUGAAAUGAGGAGGGUUGUGGAUAAGAGAAUGGGUGCAGUGAUCAAUUUGGAGCAAGCAGUUAUGGUUUUGGAGAUUGGAUUGCUUUGCACGCUGAAUGUGAGCAAAGGGAGACCUAGUAUGGAGCAAGUUGUGGAGUUUCUGUGCAUGGAGAAGCCAAUCCCUGAGUUGCCACAAACUCGACCUGUGGCUUUGGCCCCCUACAACAGCACCAAUGCUCUAUGUACAGGUUAUUCUUGUGCUUCUUUCAAGUGAAGGAUUAGCUUUGAAUCUCCUUGGGCCUUUCUAAAACUUUCAGUGAGCAUACAUGUAUAUAUGAUUGCUUAGAUUAUGUACCUCAUAUAUAGGAUGAAAUGUUCUUAUUCAAUUUCUGGUUGUGUUG